Molecule: messenger RNA, 1662 nt
Organism: Paramecium sonneborni
Lineage: Eukaryota; Ciliophora; Oligohymenophorea; Peniculida; Parameciidae
Source: the annotation of a GenBank genome assembly
AUGCUAUCAUAUGGAGUAUUCUUAGGAAUUGCUCAACACUCAACUUUUGAACUCUUACCAAUUUUUAUCCUUCUCAUUUGUUUAUAGCUAGAUAAAAUUAUUGAUUAGACUUACAUUCUUAUAGUAUUUCCAUUUCUUGUACGAGAACUUAUGCUGUUGUCAUUUUUAAUAUUUAUCACUCCUGAAUUAUUUGAUGAUAACUAUGAAAUAGUUACUCUAGCUCUAAAAUAAUUAAAUUUUAAUUGGUUUUAAGUAAUAAAUUUACUGCUUUUUACAGUAUUUUACAACAUCAUUAUACUGAUAACUGAUUGUAUUACAACUGUGAUUUGGCUAUGCAUAAUUUUGGUCAGGUGUGUAUUUUGUUUAAGUUAAUUAAUUCUUCUUUUGAAUGAUUUAAAUAAAGUUUUUACUAAUAAAUUUUUAGAAUACUUAAACAUGCUCUAUAAAAAUCUAGUAAAUAAAUUUACUAUAAAGAUCAAAAACAAACGUUAUAUCUGUCAAUCCUACCUUUAUAAUAAUGAAUUUCAUUAAAUAAAUCAUAGUGAAAAAUUGUUAUAUUUUUAUUUUUAAUACAAUAAUGUAUAUAAUUCUAUUUCGUUUUAUCUAAUAUAUAUUAUUCUCUAUUUUUAUAUCUUAUUAUUAAGUAGUAAUCUAAUUAACAAACUGUAAGAAGUUUAAAAAGUUAUAAAUUUUCUAAAUCUAUAUCAGUAUUUCUUAUUAGAGAAAAAGUUCAAAUUAGCAUUAAUAUAAGCUCAAGCGCUUUUUCAAACUAGUUAAAAACAUUCAAGAAAGAUCAAUUGUUAAUAAUUAAGCAGUUUACAAGGAUGAAAGUGAAAGACCUGGAUCUUGAUAACAUAUGUCUUCUGUUAAUCCCCAUUGCCUCCAAGAGGACCUUUAUUUUCAGGAACUUAAAAUAAAGGUUAAUAAUAAAUACCAAUACUGCUGAAUAAUAAUUUCCCUCAUAAAAAUUAAACUAGACUAGUUAGCAUUCAUCUAAAGCAUCUCUAACUCUAACAUAGAAUUAAUAAUAAUUACAUCAAAUUAUAACAAUUAUAUAUUAUAAUUCUUUUAGAAAAGUCCACAAAAAUAAACUAAACUACCUAUUUUCUUAGAUAAAAAGAUUAUAAUAUAAAAACAAGAAUAAUUUGGAGUUAAGGUACAAAUACUAAAUAAUUCUCUUGGGCUGACUCAGUUAAAUUAUCAUUAUCAAAAAGAAACUCUUCUUUAAAUGUAAUUAUUAAAUUAUAGCAAGAAAAGAGGUUAGGUUCAAAAGAAAAAUUAAAAGCUCUCCCAGAAUAAUAUCAAAUUUAUUAAUAAUAAUAAAUUACUUAAUCAUUUGAACCAAAUCAUAAUUUAGAAUUUGACUUUGAUCAGAAAUUAAUAAAAUCAGCAGAUAAAAAAUGUUAUACUUAAAUUUAGCAUGACUUCUAAAUGUGAUGAUUUAACUAAAGUAUUUGCUUAAUUGCAAAUUGAAAUCAAAUAAGCAUCCUAAAUAGGCAAACAAAAUUCAGUAAUUUCAUAUAUGAAAGGUACUUUUAAUGUAUUAUAUAUUAAAUAGCUAUACCUGAGCAAGAAGAUGAUGGAUGCUCUUCAUUAGCUUAAAAUACUCUCUAUUAAUUUUAAUUAUUAUUACUAAUUAUUAAACUAAUUUAGAGAUAUUGA